Argiope bruennichi is the source of this 4613-nucleotide messenger RNA. RefSeq lists its product as uncharacterized. The transcript is spliced from 2 exons. NCBI's taxonomy places the organism in Eukaryota, Metazoa, Arthropoda, Arachnida, Araneae, Araneidae. The record is from RefSeq and is a predicted model, not a curated record. Gene Ontology annotation, molecular function: poly(A) binding; mRNA 3'-UTR binding; poly(U) RNA binding. Bases 157 to 1074 code for a protein of 305 amino acids. Gene Ontology annotation, cellular component: ribonucleoprotein complex; cytosol; nucleus.
UAACAUCUGCAAAAGUUUCAGUUUCAGUUUUACAGGCAGAUAUCUAAAAUUUCUGUCGCAACUUUUCUGUUUUUGUUAGUGAUCUUUGAUAAUAUGAAUCUCGCCCCAUUGAAAUUAUCGGGAAACAGUUUAAGAUAAUUUACUGCCUUUCCCAUCAUGUCAAAUUCUAUAUUAAUAGAAAAUCUUAAUCGAAGAACUGAUGUAUCAAAACUGUGUGAAAUGUUUGGAAAAUUUGGCAGAAUUUUAUCUGCAAAUAUUGAAACAGACAGCAAUCUAUCAUCUCUUUGUAAAGGCCAUAUCACUUAUGAUACUUCUCACAGUGCACACUAUGCUGUAAAAGAAAUGAAUGGAAGGAAUAGUUCUGGUAGACCAAUUUAUGUAAAACAUGAGGAAACUUUUACCAGUCCUGCUAAUUCUACUGAAAGUUCAUAUUAUAAAAAAAUCUUUGUGAAAAAUAUUGAUUUGAGUUGGGAUGAUUAUAAUUUAAUUGGAGAAUUUGAAAGAUUUGGUGAAAUUGAAGAUGCAAAAGUUUCUCAAACUGAUGGUCAAUCAAAUGGUUAUGGUUUUGUUAAAUUUCAGGCGCAUUCUUCUGCUAAAAUGGCUGUAGACGCAAUGCACAAUAAAAUGAUAGAUGACAGAAAACUUAUUGUCCAGCCUUUUACACACAAAGAUAAAAAUAAAGCAAGUUCAGAUUCUAUUAAGAGAGUUCAAGAAAAGUUUAUUCAAGCCAACAAUUUAUUCAUAAAGAAUUUACCUAAAGAUAUGGAUGAAAAUGAGCUUAAAAAUAUCUUUAAAAAAUGUGGUGCAAUUCAGAGUGUCAGAAUUGCUACUGAUAUGGCACAAAAUAGCAAAGGAUAUGGAUUUGUUUGUUUUUAUAGUGAAGUAGCAGCAGCUAAAGCUCGAAACCAGAUUAAUGGUUUGAGUUACAAGUCUAAAACUUUGGAAGUGGAUUUUUAUCGAAAGAAAUCAGAUUACAAUCCAGCCCAUUCCAAAAUAAAAGAAAGUGAGAAAGAGACAGAUACAUUUUUUCCUUCUGAUCGGAAAACUGUGUUUUCUUUUUCAGCUAAAGGUUGAUUGUUUUUAAUUCUUCAAAAUUUUGUUCUGUGAUUUUAUUUUUAUAUAACUAAAAAUUUGUGAUUUUAUUUAGUGAGAUCUGUAUCUUGUAUUAUUUUUAUAUAAAUGUAGCAUGUUUAGUUCUUAUGUAAUUUAUGCUAGAAUAAUUUUAUAAUUUUUUAACCUUUAAUUUUAUUAUUGAUAAAGUGACUUGCACUGUAUUCUUUUUAGAAAAAUAAGUAAAAAUUUAAAAGGAAGCAGGAUCCUUAAAUAUUCCUGCAUUUAUAAAAUCUAGCAGCUUAAAGUAAUUCUGUUGAUUGAAAGUAUCGUGAUAAUUUUGUAUGUAGCCAUUUUUAAUGGAAAUAGUUAAUUAUUUUGUGCUGUAAUGCUGCUAAUAAAGCAAAAUUAUUUGUUCUAGUACUUCAAAAAAUGAAUUAUUAGUAUUUUCUUUCCAUAUAUAUAAUUUUUAUGUGAAUGAUCUAGAUCUGCAACAUAUUAUACAUUCUGAAAAAUUCGUUCUUGGGUGAUUUUGAGUAUUUUUAAAUAUGUGUGUGAUAAAUUUCUGUUCUUUAUAUGAAUUUGUAUAUGAUUUAUUUUGAUCUUUUUUAAAUGACGUAAUUAUUUUUAACUGAAUAUACCGUACAAUUUCUUUUUUCAUUUGAAUGAUUAUAAAAAAUAAAUAACUAUAAAUUUACAGAGUAAAAGAAAAAAAGAGAAGGGAAUUUUAAUUUUAUUGAAAAAGUUUUACAAAAGAGAAAAUUAUAUUGCAGAAUUUAAUUUUAAGAUAAAUAAUAAAAUCUUAAUCAAUUCAAAUAAAUAUCAUAUUACACGCAAACAAACACAUAUUUAUUGUAUUAUCUCUUUUUAUAUAUUUUUUUGUACUGUAGUGUACAAAGUGUAGAUUUUAACCAAUUUUAAAUAUUGUCACAAUAUGAAAUUGCUUUAUAACACAUGAGAAACACAAAUUGUUGAAAAUAUAGUGUAUUUAAACAUAGAGGUAAUUAAGAAUAUUCUUAGUCACAUAAAUGUAUGUUGUUUUAAUCUAAUUUCAUCAACUCAUAGUACAUAAUUGUUUGCUUUAUUCCAUCCUGCUACUGCAAUUAAAUUGAAUUACAGUAAUAAUUUUUUAAAGUAAUUUGUAUGUCUUUGUUAAUGAAACCUUUAAAAGGAAUGCAAUAAAUUUUAUUAUAAAAGUUUGUAAUAUUUCUUAUGAAGUUCUCCAUUAUGAAAAUAAUAUGAUCUGUAAAAUCUAGUAAAAAGAGGGUGAAUAAAUGAAUUGGCUCUUUGAUAUUGAUACAUUUUAUUCAUUUUGUCAAUUAAUGGCCAAUUAGGGAUUGCAAUACCGGGAUACCGAAUACCGGUAUUUUGAGCCAUUUGUACAAUUUUGUAAUACCGGUAUUCGCAAGUUUAAAUACCGGUUUUUCGGUAUUUACUAAAUAUUUUUAAAACUGUCUCCUAUAAGUUCAGGGAUCGCCAACAUAGCAAAAUAGUAUACAUUUUGUUUUUAUGUCUCCCUAACGGGUGAAAUCAAUUAGUUAAUUAAUGGCUUAAUUAAUUGCUUAAAUCUAAAUUAGCGAAACAUGGAUUAUCUCUGAAAAAAGAUAGUGUAUUCAUAACGACUGAUGAAGCAACAGUUAUGAAAAAAGUUGGAAAGUUGAUUGGUGCAAAUCAGCAAUUGUGCUAUGCACAUGGAAUUCAAUUAGGAGUAAUAGAUGUAUUUAGGGAUUGCAAUACCGGUAUGCUGGGAUACGAAUACCAGUAUUUUGAGCCAUUUGUACAAUUUUGUAAUACCGGUAUUCACAAGUUUAAAUACCGUUUUUUCGGUAUUUACUAGAAAUUUUUUAAAUUGUCUCCACUAUCUGUUCAGGGAUCGCCAACAUAGCAAAAUAGUAAACAUUUUUGUUUUUAUGUCUCCCUAACAGGCGAAAGUAAUUAGACUGUGAAUACAAAGUUGCAUCGUACAAUCAAGAGAAGUGAUAAUACUGAAUGACAAUGGAUUGUUAAAGCCUCCAAAUUUUGCGCACAACUUUGCGUUUACUUUGUCAAAAUAGGAGUGAAAGGAAAGAUGAAAGGAGAUGUUUAGGAGGAGAUUCUAAACACGUUGGAGCAGUUUACUUCUAAUGAUGGAAUGAUUUUUGAAACUGAGAUAUUCAAUCCAAAAAGCAAUAAUCGACUUAAACCAGCAAAUUAAUUUUUCGGAUAGUGAAUUCGACUUAAUAUCCAGAACAGGUUGUUAUAACUUAAUAUAAAAACUGGCUGUUGAGGCAUUAUGUCGGAGAGAUUCUAAUUUAUUAACAGCGAAUGCAACAAUAAAUUUCAUGUUACAGUUACUGAAAGAACAGCACACAUCACUAUCUGAAGAAUUAUAUAUUACAUUGAAAAAUCGCACAGAAGAAAGGCAUACAGAAAUAGAAAAUGUCUUACGGUAUUUACAUAAUUAUAAUUAUUUUAAAAAUGAAAAAGAAGAAACGAGACUAACCAAUUCAAUUCUGAUCAAGUUUAUAGUAAAUUUUCUUAAAAUUUUUUUUACCCACAAACCUAUCCACAUUCAGAAGAAUUCGGUACAGUUAUCGGAGAUUAUCAUGGCACAAAUGUCGAUAGUGAAAAGGAUUUGUCCCUUGAACAAAAAUUAGAAUUAGCGAUAAAUAAAAAAAUAUUCAACAAACCAAAAUACAAUACAGAAAUCAGCUAUAUUCAAAACCAUCCGACGAGUAAUCGAUUUAUUUGAAGAUGAGGUAUUUAGAAGUAAAUAUUUGGAAAAAGUAUAUCACAAAUUGCUAACAGUACCACCGACUAUCGUAGAUGCCGAAAGAGCAUUUUCGACAGCUGAUAAUUUUUGCCAAAAUUACAUUCCAGGCUUAAUGACAGUACAAUUGAUGCAUUAUGUUUUUAAGAUCACAUUUCAAAAAUUUGUAAUAAUACCAGAGACUGAAUAGUGAUGUUAACACUUUUUUGUUUAUCUAAACAUUAUUAUUGCCAGGUUCUCUGCUGAACACUCUAUACACUUUCAGUGGGUCCCCUCACAUGUUGGUUUAAAUUCUAAUGAGAUAGCGGAUAAUUUAGCUAAGACUGCCUAAGCAGACAUAUUUCAUGGUGAUGCAACACUAACUUAUUCUGAAAUCUCCUCUAUCAAAAAGAUGGAGUCGAGUGUACUUUGGAGAGUCCCACCUGCUCACCCUUGGUACUUUGGUAAAAGUCCCGAUUGGUGUCACCAUCUGAAUAUCUCUAGAAAACAGCAAAUGGCUGUCUCUCGUUUUUCAAGUGGACACACCAAAUCCCUCAUCUUCCAACACGGACGGAGGGUCUUUUCUGAAUGUCCUUGGUGCAAGGCAGAUCAAGCCUCCCCCAAUCAUAUUCUUAAAUGUUUAAAUUUUACGAUUUUUGAGAUUUUAAGGGAUCCUCUAUUGUUUUUGGACUUUUUAGAGAUCUUUGGUUUCAUGGAGGUGGUAUAGUGCAGCUAUACCACUUUGGAUCAGAAACAACAACAGUACUUUUUUGUGAUUGAAAUAAAGAUGUCCCUUUACUUUUUUGUGAUUCUUUAUAAACCGUUAUAAUUUAUA